Molecule: messenger RNA, 1057 nt
Organism: Aegilops tauschii subsp. strangulata
Lineage: Eukaryota; Viridiplantae; Streptophyta; Magnoliopsida; Poales; Poaceae
Source: RefSeq, a predicted model, not a curated record
GCGAGGGGGGGGGGGGUGGCGGGAGAUGGAAAUCUGGCGCGCCGUCCCGGCGCCAAAUUAGCCUCACCCCCUUUCACUCGCUCACCCUAGCCACUGCCCCCUUUCUUCCCUAUUGCCUCACCGGCGGCGGCGGCCGCGAUUUCAGAUUUGCGCUAUAGGCGGCGGCGGCGAUGGAAGAGGUGGGGGCGUUUGCGGCGCAGAUCUGGUGCUCCCCUGCUGUUGGCCACCGUCUGGUCGACCAACUCUGUGCCAUGGCUCCCCCUACGUCGUCCUCGUCUCCGAUGCCGGUUAUGGACGCACGAAUGAGGCUGAUAAUCCAGGCAGCAGCACUGAUUAGUGUGAUUCAGGCAUGGGUCAUGUUCAUGCACCAGAGAGCUGUUCGUCAUGCUGGGAGACCGUUGAUCCACUAUGGUCCAUUGUUUCCCCGGGAACAGGAGAGGAUCCAAAAUCUGAACUACAUCUACAACUGCAAUGACGUCGAGGCUCUGUGGAUGCUUAGAAUGAAAAGAGCACCAUUUUCCAUGCUUGUCGAGACCUUCAGGAGCAGGGGCUUGUUACAAGAUAGCAUCAACACCAGUGUCGAAGAGCAAGUGGCCAUGUUCCUCCAUGUUGUUGGCCAUAACCAGAGGUUCAGGGUCAUUCACAACACGUUCAGGAGAUCAAUGGAGACCAUCUCUAGGUACUUCAAGCAGGUGCUUUUUGCUGUUGGGGAGCUUAGAGGAGAGAUGAUCAGGAGACCAUAAGGCCAGGCUCCACCCAAGAUUCGCGGAAGCCCAAGAUGGUAUCCAUACUUCAAGGACUGCAUUGGGGCAAUAGAUGGUACUCAUGUCACUGCUAGAGUUCCUAGGUCACAGUUUGCAGCAUACAGGGGGAGGAAGCACUACACAAGCCAGAAUGUGCUUGCUGCUGUUGACUUUGAUCUGAAGUUCACAUAUGUCCUGGCUGGCUGGGAGGGCUCAGCGCAUGAUGCAAACAUUCUCACUGACAGCAUGAGUCGACCUGAUGGGAUCAACAUCCCCGACGGCAAGUUCUACCUUGGAGAUGCUGGCUAUGCAUG